Molecule: messenger RNA, 867 nt
Organism: Carassius carassius (crucian carp)
Lineage: Eukaryota; Metazoa; Chordata; Actinopteri; Cypriniformes; Cyprinidae
Product: C-type lectin domain family 19 member A-like
Exons: 5
Coding region: 57-716 (219 amino acids)
Molecular function (GO): signaling receptor activity
Source: RefSeq, a predicted model, not a curated record
GAGAGGCUCACACACCCUCUAAUCUCCUCAACACUCCACACUGUCCUGCAGCACACAUGCUUACAAACACACACACACAUACACACUUACACUCACACACACACACACACACUCCAGAUCUCAUUCUCCUCUCUCUUGAACUAAACAUGCUCUGUUGGGAAUUAUGUUUAGCCCUACUGAUCACCGGUUUCUCAGUGUGGGCUCUGCCUUCAACUAACAUCAAGAUCACACAAGCACUGCCCCUGCAACUGUCAGACUCAAACCAUCCUGUGACAUGUCCGCUCUUCUGGACUGAAUUUGAGGGUUACUGUUACCGCUUCUUCCCCUUGAACCGCACGUGGGCUGAGGCAGAUCUAUACUGUGCCGAGUUCUCAAACGGACACAAAUCUGCUAAACUCACCUCCAUCCACAGCUGGGAAGAAAAUGUGUUUGUCUAUGAUCUUGUGAACAGCCGUGUACCCGGAAUUCCAACAGAUAUUUGGAUCGGCCUUCAUGAUAGAAGACAGGAGGGCACUAUGGAAUGGACAGAUGGGUCACCCUAUGAAUACAGUUACUGGGAUGGAAAUCAACCAGAUGAUGGCAUCCAUCGCAUCCCUGAGGAGGAGGACUGUGUGGAGAUCUGGUACAGACAAAACAGUGCACUGAGGUCUUGGAACGACAACAGUUGUGAUAAGGCCUUUCCAUUCGUCUGUAAGAUUCCUACACUGGAAACCUAACUUCAGAUCCAAGAGUGUUUAUCCAAUUCUUUACGAUCAACACUGACAUCACAACAUCACUCAAUCACAGUGCAGCAACAAGAUGUCUGCUCGUCUCCAUCCUGCAGUGACGAAGGGCUCUUUCCAGCCUGCUAUGAGCACUUCAUUUGCA